AUGGCGGUUCGUGGGUUCUUUCGAACGCUGUUCUCCUACCUGUGUUUUCUGGUAAAAUGGACGGUACAGCUGAUCGUCCUGAGGAUCCUGGGAGUCGUCUCUCCCGACAGACAGCGCGAGAUCCUGGUUAGAGUUGCCAAGGCAACGCAGUUUUGGGACUGUCCGCUAGAGUUCGACGACUAUGCAGGCACCUUCCUAAGUCUCUCAGCCUACCUGGACGUGUGUGGGGCGGUGUGGCGUGAUGUCAGCAGUUACGUCAUGGUCGGGUCACCGGCGCCGAGGUGUGACGUCAUCGAACUGGACACGGGAAGAACACGGGACCUUUUAGAAUUCGGAAAUCCAGUGGAUACGAUGGACAACAACGUAGCAAAAACCUACGCCUGUUAUCCUGACCGUCUGUUUGUGAUUCUAGACGGUAGAGUUGUCUACAAGGGAGGUCUUGGACCGGAGGGUUACCAUUUGGAUGAGGUUCGGGACUGGCUACAAAACUUCACUGGCAAGGAUCGACAAAGAUAACUUUACUUCUUUAGUAGUGAUGGUUUAUUGAAAAGUUACAUCUGCAUUUUGACAAUUGAUAAUUGCAGCCCACGUACUGAAUCGGAGAACAGACAUUGCUCACUAAACAGUCCGAAAACUACAUUCGAAAUUGACAACGGUACGUAGUCAACUUUUUCCUGUAGUUGUUGAUAACAAAAACAUCAAGAACAAUGGAUGCAAAAACGGAUGGCAAGUUGUAAGAGUACAGGUAAGAAUAGCUGCAAAGAAGUUGACGGACAAGAAAACGGAAAGUGCGAUAUAGAAUGACGGGUUGUGCCUUAAACCACAAGAACGGGUCAACCUUGAAACACAUGUCAUGCAUUUCCUUUUUUUCUUGAAAGUGAACUUAUG
Molecule: messenger RNA, 888 nt
Organism: Branchiostoma belcheri (Belcher's lancelet)
Lineage: Eukaryota; Metazoa; Chordata; Leptocardii; Amphioxiformes; Branchiostomatidae
Exons: 3
Coding region: 1-516 (171 amino acids)
Molecular function (GO): thyroxine 5'-deiodinase activity
Source: RefSeq, a predicted model, not a curated record